AUGACUUUUUUCUUCUUUAUUUCUCUUUCAUUUUUUCUUACUUUUUUCUUUUAUUUUACUUACAUUUCCUUGUUUUCGUCAUUUCUGGAUUUUUUUAUUUCAUUUUCCUAUAUUUCUGUCUCUUUCUUUCUUUCUUUCUUUCUUAAUCUUUUUCCUUGUUUUUCUUUCGUUAACUCUUUGUCUUCAUCUUUUCUUUCCUUUUUUUUACUAAAGUUCCUUUUUUUUACUUUCUCUCCAUCUUUUUCUUUCUUUCUUUUUUUCUUUCUAUCCAUCAUUUUGUUUCCUACAAUAUUUUGUUUUUCUUUGUUUUCCAUCUUUUUUUCUUUUUUCCUUCUUCUUGCCUUGUUUUUUUCUUUUUUUGCUCCAUUUUUCUUUAUUUUUCUUACUUUAUUUUUUCUUUGUUUUCUCUAUUCACUCCAUUUUCUUUUAUUUUUCUUUCUUUCCAUCUUUUGUCUUGUUUUUCUUUAUUUCCUUCUUAACUGUUUUUCAUUCGUUGUUAUUCUUCCUUUUGUUCUUUUGUCUGGUUUUCUUUCUUGUCUGCUUUUCUUCAUUGUUAUUUUUUUUCUUUUUUCCUUCUCUUUAUUUAUGUUUCUUUCAUUCAUUUCCGUUGAUUUUGGUUUCUUUCUUUCAAUUUUAUUUCCUUUUUGCAUUUUCAUUUUUCAUUCGUCUUACUUUUUUCAUUUGUUAUACGUUAUUCUGCUUAUCUCAUUUUUUUCUUCUUUCAUUUGA
Molecule: messenger RNA, 729 nt
Organism: Acanthosepion pharaonis
Lineage: Eukaryota; Metazoa; Mollusca; Cephalopoda; Sepiida; Sepiidae
Source: the annotation of a GenBank genome assembly